AUGGCUAUAGAGAGCAUGGAAAAUGGUGAUUAUCUUCUAAAAUGUUUGCCAGCUAGAAACAUUAUAUAAUGGAAAUUCUUUUUAUGUCAGUCCCUUAGAUGUCUAGUCAAAUGUAUUCUCCCUGGUUGAGACAACGUUACGUAAAAAACUGAGAGUUGUGUAUUCCCAUAAAAAGCAUACACUAUAUUCAAUGAAAACAUUACUAUGCACUUUAUCUUUUUCUACCUGGAAUGGGGUGAGAUAACAUUAAUAUGUUGCCCUUCUUCCUCUUGAGCAGUCGAAAACUAACCACAUAAAAACUUGCAGUAUAAGCUUAGAGCUUAUUGAACACAGUCUGUUAAAAUCUUUUGUUUUUGUUAUUUUAACUGUCUGGUUCCCUUAUUUUGCCAAUGCCAAUGUUUUUUUUUAUGUCAGGUAAACCAUUCCAUUUUUGAGGCUGCGGUUGGUCCAGAAAAAAAGAAGUGUCAUGGUCAAAAGAUGACAUGGCCUGGAUUUUCACCAUGAAUGACUUGUUCAACAAAAUGUUUGGCAAGGAUGCUCUUUCUUAUGAAUUUGACAAAGGCUUAAAACGAGUGGUAAUAUCACCCGACUGUUUACCUAUCUAUCAAUAUGAUCAUGCACUGUGGGAGCAGCUCUUUCCUACAGUUUUGACCAGUUUUACUUCCUUGCUGGAACAGCAACAAAGUCCUCAAUCCAUUCCAGCUAGCAGCCCAGCUUCCAGCAACACUGGCCCAGUCAGCAGCUCUUCCACAAGCCUCUCAUCAAGCCCCGCCACUAGCCCUUCAAAUUCCAGUUGCAGCCCUUUGUCCAGUAUCACAGUGGAUACUAAAACUGCCUUUGUUCCUCAACCAUCAGAACCUUUGUUUAUUCAUGAUUUACGAAUUAGUGCUGCAAAUAAUUGUUCCAGAGGCCAACUUGCUACCCUUAAUCUUCCGCCUGUAAUUCAAAUUCCAGACGAUGACAUCGAGCUGGUUGUUGAUCCUGGGCAUCUUAACAAUCCUCUGCAGUCCCCAGUCAGGCCCUCAGAAUCAGCGAUCACUAAGGGUUAUAGACUGAUGGAUGCGGCAACUGGAGAAACCAGUGAUGAUGAGGAUUUCGAUGCUGCAGUCAAGUUUGGAGAUCUUGGGGUCUUUGACAGCAGAGCUCUAGACAUUUGGAUGAAAGCAUCAAAAGAUUCCUCCAUUAAGUUUAGAGUCCAAGAAGAGGAAUAUUGGAUGAAAACUACAAGCACCACAUUAACCCCUCAUCAAAUUAAUGAAAUUAGGGCUUUCCUUUUUGACAGUGAACCUCAAGAAGAAAUCUUUAGAGUUGGUGGUGUCAUGGUUGAUGCUGAAGACCUUUCAACCUUAGCUGCUGAGAGGUUCAUUAGUGGCUUUUUGAUUGAUGCU
This is a messenger RNA of Porites lobata, 1388 nucleotides long. The record is from the annotation of a GenBank genome assembly. NCBI's taxonomy places the organism in Eukaryota, Metazoa, Cnidaria, Anthozoa, Scleractinia, Poritidae.